This is a messenger RNA of Lasiodiplodia theobromae, 918 nucleotides long. RefSeq names its product Prohibitin. The transcript has 4 exons. The record is from RefSeq and is a predicted model, not a curated record. Gene Ontology annotation, cellular component: membrane; mitochondrion. Gene Ontology annotation, biological process: mitochondrion organization. Bases 1 to 918 code for a protein of 305 amino acids. Lineage: Eukaryota; Fungi; Ascomycota; Dothideomycetes; Botryosphaeriales; Botryosphaeriaceae.
AUGUCCGACCCGCAAGAGACGUGGCGCAACCUGCAGCGCCGCCUAGUGCAGGCACAGCAGCAAGGCCGCAGGUUCGGCGCUGGCGGCGGCCCCGGCAAGGGUGCCUUCGCUGGCAUGGGCCUGCUGCUCACUCUCGGCGGUGCUGUCGUCGUCAUCAACAACUCGCUGUUCAACGUCGACGGAGGUCACCGCGCGAUCAAGUAUACCAGGCUAGGGGGUGUCAGCAAGGAGAUUUACAGCGAAGGCACGCACUUCCGGAUUCCGUGGUUCGAGACGCCCAUCACCUACGACGUGCGCGCUAAGCCGCGCAACGUCGCCUCCUUGACCGGCACCAAGGACCUGCAGAUGGUCAACAUCACCUGCCGUGUGCUUUCGAGACCCCGUGUCGACGCCUUGCCCCAGAUCUACCGCACUCUGGGCACCGACUACGACGAGCGCGUGCUGCCCUCCAUUGUGAACGAGGUGCUCAAGAGCGUCGUUGCCCAGUUCAACGCCAGCCAGCUCAUCACCCAGCGUGAGAAUGUCAGCAGGCUCGUGAGAGAUAACCUAGUGCGGAGAGCGGCGCGCUUCAACAUCAUGCUGGACGACGUGUCGUUGACGCACCUCGCCUUCUCGCCCGAAUUCACCGCCGCUGUCGAGGCCAAGCAGGUCGCCCAGCAGGAGGCUCAGCGCGCGGCUUUCGUCGUUGACAAGGCCCGCCAAGAGAAGCAGGCUGCCAUCGUUCGCGCCCAGGGUGAGGCUCGCUCUGCCGAGCUCAUCGGUGACGCCAUCAAGAAGUCGCGCAGCUACGUCGACCUGAGGGAGUUCGAGAACGCCAGGGCUGUCGCUGGCAUCCUGCAGAACAGCGCCAACAAGGUCUACCUCGACUCGAGUGGUCUCGGCCUGAACGUCACCAAGGGCGGCUCCGAGUCGAAGUAA